Molecule: messenger RNA, 3335 nt
Organism: Chlamydomonas reinhardtii
Lineage: Eukaryota; Viridiplantae; Chlorophyta; Chlorophyceae; Chlamydomonadales; Chlamydomonadaceae
Exons: 15
Coding region: 198-2936 (912 amino acids)
Biological process (GO): mitochondrial translation
Cellular component (GO): mitochondrion
Molecular function (GO): catalytic activity
Source: RefSeq, a predicted model, not a curated record
CCCUAGCUAAUUUAAGAGCGGUAUCGUGCGCGUCGGGCGUGCUGACGGCGUCGUCGCGAUUGGAGCCUGCGCAGAACCUCAACGCGGGGGGCGCCGCCAAUUGCUUAAGCUACACCUCGCUUUCAUCAACCCAUAUACAACUUGUGCCAAGCGUGAUCGGGCUCCGCCACCUUGCCAGCACCUGCUCGCCCGCCAAGAUGUCCCAAAAGCCGUUCACCGUGGGCGGCAUAGGCGCGCAGCCCAGCCUGGAUGAUGUGGUGAAGAUCGCGCAGGGGGGCCUGGUGGCGCUGGACGCCGCGGGCGCGGAGCGCAUCAAGAAGGAGUCGCCCGCGCCCAAGUCCUUCCAGCCGGAGGCCUUCACCGCGGGGCCCGGCCCCGCCCCCGCUGAUGCCGCGCUGCUGGACGCCGCCCAGACGCGCGCCGUGCUGGCCACGCGGCUGCUGACGGUCAUGAACGGCCGCAGCGGCGUGCGGCUGCAGGUGGCGGACUUCCUCACGCAGCUGCUCAACAAGCCGGGGCUGCUGCCCGCACUGCCCGCGCUGCCCACCGACGCCGCCGUGCUGAGCCAGCUGGCGGACGCAUGCCACGGCGCCGGCGCCGCACUGCAGCAGCAGCAGCCGGCCGGCAGUGGCGCCGCCGCCAGCCCGCACACCGCCGCCGAGCACCCGCACGCGGCGGCGGCGGCGGGCGGGCCGCUGGCGGAGGCGCUGGCGGCAGCGGGCGUGGCGGCGCCCAGCCUGAGCGCCGCGGAGCGCGCGGUCCUGAGCAGCGGCGCCUCGGCGGCGGCGGGCGUGGGCGCGCUGGCGGUGGCGGGCGGCAGGCGGCUGCUGAGCGCGGCCACUGCGGCGGCGGCGCUGUCGGUGGAGGCGCUGGGCGCUAGCACCAAGGCCUACGAGGCGGAGGUGGUGGAGGCGGCCGGCUACAAGGGCGCCAUGGGGGUGGCGGACGAGCUGCAGGGGCUGCUGGAGGGCAGCAAGCGGGCCGACACCUUCAAGGACAAGAGCGGGGACCCGGGCGCGCUGGCGGCCUUCACCGCGGCGCCGCAGCGGCUGGGCGCUCUGAGCGAGGCUCUGGCCGGCGCCUACACGGCGGUGCGCAGUGAGGUGCAGAGCGGAGCGCUGGCGCCCAAGGGCACCACGGUGCUGUCGGCGCCCUCGCCGCUGCUGCCCAGCUCGCUGGUGGAGCUGUCGCGCGCGCUGCUGGCCGCCGCCCGCGACGCCCUGGCCCGAGCCCGCGCAGUGGCGGCGCCGCCCGGGCAGGAGCCGGCGCCGCCCGGCAGCGGCCCCGCGGCCACCGCGGCGGCGGUGUCGGAGGCGGUGGCGGCGGCUGAGGGGCGGCUGGCGGCGGCGCAGCGGGCGGUGGUGGCGGUGGGCGGCGCCAUGCUGGAGGACGUGACCGCGCUGCCGUCUGUGCAGGCGGCUCUGGCUGCCACCGGCGCGCUGCAGGCUGCCCUGGAGGCGGUGGCGCUGGAGGCGGUGGCGGCGGUGGUGGCACUGCGCGCGCUGGAGGGACCUCCCGCCCCGCCGGCCGCGGAGGCCGCCGCCGAGGCCGCUCCCGCCGCCGCCGCUCCCGCCGCCGCUGACGGCAAGGGCGGCAAGGGCGGCGACGCCAAGGGCAAGAAGGAGCGCAAGGGCGGCGCCGCGGGUGUGGUGCUGGGCAAGGGCACGGCGCUGGUGCGGGCCUACGUGGAGCGGGCGGCGGCGGGCAUGGCGGGCGCCAAGGACGGUGUGCUGGUGGUGCCGCCGCUCACCCCGGCCUCCUCCUCUGACGCCGCCUCCUCCGCCUCCUCGCUGCCUGCGGCCUGGUGCGGCGCCUGCCAGGCGCUGCAGCCGCACGGCGCGGCGCUGGCCAAGUUCCUGGACGAGCUGCGGGCGGUGGUGGAGGCCAACCAGACGCGGCGCAAGCCCAAGGUGCCCAAGGGCGCGCGCGACUUCCUGCCGGAGCAGAUGGCCAUCCGGGAGCGGGCGUUCGCGGCCAUCACGGGCGUGUUCAAGAGGCACGGAGCCGUGUCCAUCGACACGCCGGUGUUUGAGCUGCGCGAGACGCUGAUGGGCAAGUACGGCGAGGACUCCAAACUCAUCUACGACCUGGCGGACCAGGGCGGCGAGAUCCUGUCUCUGCGCUACGACCUCACGGUGCCCUUCGCGCGCUUCGUGGCGGUGCAGGGCAUCACCAACAUCAAGAGGUACCACAUCGGCAAGGUGUACCGACGCGACCAGCCGCAGAUGGCGCGCGGCCGCUUCCGCGAGUUCUUCCAGUGCGACUUCGACAUCGCCGGCAGCUACAGCGCCAUGGUCCCUGACGCCGAGGUGGUGGCUGUGCUUGUGGAGAUCUUGUCGGAGCUGCGGCUGGGGCAGUUCGAGGUGAAGCUCAACCACCGCGGCCUGCUGGACGCCAUGCUGGCCAUCGCGGGUGUUCCGGCUCAGAAGUUCCGGCCCAUCUGCUCCGCCAUCGACAAGCUGGACAAGGAGCCGUGGGAGGUGGUGCGGGCGGAGAUGGUGGGCGACAAGGGACUGCCGGAGGAGGUGGCGGACACCAUUGGCCAGUUCGUGGUGCUCAGGGGUGAGCCCAUGGCGCUGCUGGCCAAGCUGUCGGCGCCUGACCACCCCCUGGCGCAGCACCCGCAGGGCAAGGCGGCGCUGGACGACCUCAAGAUCUUCUUCGAGAUGCUGCAGGCCAUGGGGCGGCUGGGCCCUGUGACUCUGGACCUGUCACUGGCUCGCGGCCUGGACUACUACACAGGCGUCAUCUACGAGGCAGACAUGGACGCGCACGUGGAGGAGGAGGUGCCGGUGGCGGACCUGGCGGCGGCGCUCAAGCAGCGGCUGGCGGCGCGGGAGGCGCGGCUGGCGGCGGCGGCGGCGGCGGACGGCGGCAGCGCGGCACCCGAGGCGGCGGCGGCGGCGGCGGAGCCUGCAACGCCCGCCAGCCAGUGAGCGGCGGCGGCAGCUGCCUGUAGCUAGCUGGUUGAGCUGCUGACAAGAGAUUGGAGGUUGGGGCCUUGUGUUUGUGCGCUUGCACAUACAAAUGCGUGCGUGUGGUGUGUUUGCUGGAUGGGCGAACGGUGUGUGGACGUGCGGGGUGGAGGCAGUGUCAGGAAUAGGCGGGUGAUAUGCAGGCGCGUGUGCCCUUUAUGGACGGUGCUGCAGGUUUGGCGCUGGCGGUACAGGGGCAGGCAAGGCGCGGGUCGAGGUAGUUGAGGCGGGUGAGCGCUGGCGGCGAGCGAGCGAGGGGCGUGGGUAAGCACACGCCUGCGUGUGGAGUGAAGCCAGAGGAGUGGACUUUGGGGCUUGCUAAUUGCGCGAGCGGAAGGCGGGGUGUAAGGCGCCUGGAGG